Triplophysa rosa is the source of this 3912-nucleotide messenger RNA. It is a transcript of the gene tox3, whose product is annotated as TOX high mobility group box family member 3. Gene Ontology annotation, cellular component: nucleus. Gene Ontology annotation, molecular function: chromatin DNA binding. Gene Ontology annotation, biological process: regulation of transcription by RNA polymerase II. Bases 614 to 2347 code for a protein of 577 amino acids. Lineage: Eukaryota; Metazoa; Chordata; Actinopteri; Cypriniformes; Nemacheilidae. The record is from RefSeq and is a predicted model, not a curated record. The transcript is spliced from 7 exons.
CUGAUGUUGGUCGAAGUAAACACAAGACCAUUGGUUGUUCAGAGUCCCUCAAACGAGCUCUAUAAUGAGUAUGUAAACACAGCCUUCUAAGUUUCUAAGACGGACUAACGGUGCCAUCGGAGAGUGCUAUCCAUGCGUCAGGAGGGGUUAAUUUGAUGCAAUUACCCACGCUUUAAGGGGCAAAAGUGUGCCAACUGACGUGCAUUGAUUGAAUUAAAACGCAAAGUGUGGAUUGAUGGAUGCGUUUUUGAAACGGGACCAAAAUUGUGUUUAAAUUCACUAACUGUGUGUAUCUUUUAUAGCGGAGUUGCUGUUUGCCGGCUCGCGUAUCUUUCUUUGUGUUGCUCCCCAAGCAUGCUUGAACCUCGCAGCGCAGGAGCAGUUUGAAAAUCGCCAAUCCCUUUCGCAACAUCCCAAAACUAUGGCCGGCGAUCAGUGCAUAUAGAAAAGGAUUACUUAAAGUCACAACAUCACCCUUUUACCCUUUCUCCGUCCCCCGCGAGCCGUGCUUUUCCCCGUGAGACUGAGACUCGCGCCUGGAUCGUUGAAGGACAAGUAAGAGAAAUUGCGCCUUUUCACGGAGCAGCAGCAGAGCGCUUCGCCGAGAGGAAACAUGGAUGUAUUUUAUCCGUCUGCCGGAGGGAAUUCAAUUCCCAGAGAUCCACAGAACCUGGAUUUUUCCCACUGCUUAGGAUACUACAACUACAACAAGUUUGGGAAUAACAACAACUACAUGAACAUGGCUGAUGCCAAUGGAGCUCUACUAGGGGCAGAUACGUUUCACACUCCGAGUCUUGGCGACGAGGAGUUUGAAAUACCCCCUAUCACCCCUCCCCCAGAAGUGGAGUCUGGUAUGGGCCUUCAAGAGGUGGGCUCAACUUACCCUGGGCUACCUGACCACCCCAACCCUCAUCGGGGAUCAUUCACCCCACAGUUCCCACCCCAGAGCCUGGAGCUCCCCUCAAUCACCAUCUCCAGAAACAUGAUGGAGCAGGAAGGUGGACAAAUGAACAAUGGGCACCCAGGGGGCAUUGAUCAGACUCACCUGCGUCAAUACGCUUCAAACCCCACCAUGGUGAUGCGCUCCAUCAUUAACAUGCACAACCCCAAUGGAAUGAUGUCACAAAACCAGCUUUCCACCCUCAACCAGUCACAGAUCAACACACAACUGGGGCUGAAUAUGACUGGCUCAAACAUAGCUCACACUUCCCCGUCCCCACCCGCCAGCAAGUCAGCCACGCCCUCCCCCUCCAGCUCAAUUAAUGAAGACGAUCAAGAGGAAGGAAACAGGGUGAUUGGUGAAAAGCGUCCAGCCCCUGAUGCAGGUAAAAAGCCAAAGACACCCAAAAAGAAGAAGAAGAAGGAUCCCAAUGAGCCUCAGAAGCCAGUGUCUGCAUACGCCCUUUUCUUCAGGGACACCCAGGCAGCCAUCAAAGGCCAGAACCCCAACGCCACAUUUGGGGAGGUGUCGAAGAUCGUAGCUUCUAUGUGGGAUGGGCUGGGAGAGGAGCAGAAACAACUUUACAAAAGCAAAACAGAAGCAGCAAAGAAGGAAUACCUGAAAGCUCUCGCAGCAUACCGCGCCAGUUUAGUGUCAAAGGCCGCCGCGGAAUCGGCAGAGGCCCAGACCAUCCGCUCGGUCCAGCAGACUCUCGCCUCCACCAGCCUCUCGCCAGGGCUCGUACUGCCUUCUCCUCUGUCCCAGCACCCUUCCAUGUCCGCUGCCGCACAGGCUCUUCAGCAGGCCCUGCCUCGAGCCAUCGCCCCCAAACCUCUGCAGAUGCGUGUGGGCGGCAGCCAGAUCGUCACCUCUGUCACGGUAGCUCACCAGAGCAUGGCGCCCGGUGGCGUGCAGUCGCAGCUGCUAGGGCAGAUGGCCGGGCCACAGUCAGCCGUGUCGUCGCAAAUGAGUCCGCCGAUGCAGCCGCGACACGCGACCAUGCAGCAGCAGAUGCAGCAGCAGCAGCAGAUGCAGCAGCACUUGCAGCACCAUCAAAUGCAGCAGCAGCAAAUGCACCAUCAGCAGAUUCAACAGCAAAUGCAGCAGCAGCAUUUCCAGCAUCACCUGCAGCAGCAGCUUCAGCAGCAUCACAUGCAACAGCAGCACCAACAAAUGCAACAGCAGCAAAUGCAGCACAUGCAGCACAUGCAGCACAUGCAUCAGCAUCAAAUGCAGCAGCAUCAAAUGCAGUCGCAGCCACAGUCUCAGUGUUCGCCCGUGCAGCACUCGCCCGGCACACCUCACUCCGCCUCUCUGGUCAGUCCGCCGCCCCCUCCUCCGCCCCAGCCUCACCCCUCCCAAGUACAGGCUCACGCCCAGGUCCUGUCGCAAGUGAGCAUCUACUGAACCAAAACCCCUGAGACCCAAGGUCGCAAUUCAAAGAGAAAAGCAGUUGUUAUUGAAAAGCAUAAUUUCAAGGUUGCUUUUUAAAGUUGCACUUAAGAAGUGUGUAAGAAAUAUGAAUGUUUGACAAAUAACUGUCCUUUGUUCUAGAUGGAUAAGAUAUGUGUUUAAAGGACAAAGCAUCUUAGCUGGAUAUUUAGUCUAUAAAGCUAAGUCGGCAAGUCUGUUCAUAGACUUGAGUGCCCCGUAGUCAUUUGUUUGUACAUUUGAUUAAUUUAGUUUAUUUCUCUCUGUUGUGGAGUUGAAACUGUGCCGGAGCACGAUGGCGUGGGAAAAUGUUUCGAAAACUUGAUGGGUUUUAUUUAACAGCUUUAUUUAUGAGUUGGGCAUCAUUGGAUUGACCGUCAAAGACAAAAUUUCAUAAAGAGGCACUGUAUUAAAAAAGGGAACAGUACACAGGUACUAAACUGGUCAUCAGAGACAAGCUUCUCUGGCCAGUGUGAUGUGAAUCCUACCUUUCUUUUUCCCUCAUUCUCCUCGGCAGUCCAACAGAUGAAACUGUUUAACAGUCACCGCUCAUCAAAUUAUCCUGCUUUUUUAAGUGCGUGUCUGAGAUAUCUCAUGCCACAUUAUUAAACAGGGAAUACAUUUUUUUUUGUUGGACAACAAUGGACAGACCUCCACAGAUCACUUCAAUCAUCACGUCUCUCUUAAAAUUGUCUGUGACCUGCUGUAUGUGUUCUAAGGAAAGAGCAGAAGUUCAUGGAGGUUCUUCUCUGCCCAAACCCCUCAAAAUCUCAUUCACUGCCCUGUGUGUAGUAACAGCACUCCAACACUUCUUCUUCUCUGUAAUUAUCUUUACCUCAGAAGUUUUAUUGAAUAAGUUAUGUUUCCGUUUUUUUCUUUUGUGUAAUUUUAUGAAAAAAGGCUAAAUUACUGAUUUACUGAGGUAUUUUUUUCCAUCAUAUUCCACAUUUCACAGUGAGGACAAUUAGACAGGAAUCCUAUCAGAUCUUUUUUACUACAAUUGAAAGGACAUGGAAGUAUUUUUAGCCAGCUGUAAAAGAAUCUGUGGGGCAGAUAAGAGAAAAUGAAGUUGUACAUUUUUCCUCUUGUUGUAAAGUUUUAUUAUGUGAGGCUUUAAAUGCAGAAGUUGGCGAGCUGACCAGUGUCCUGCUUUAUCUCAUAGCACUCUUUUGUACUUUUUUAUGAGUUACAGUAGCACCGAUUCAUUUGUUUGUAUUUUUGCGUACAAUUCAAAAUUAAUUCCUUUUAGAACAUGACAGCAAAAUAAAAACAAGCUCCACCUGUUUUUAAACAUAUGUUUAUGAAGUUCCAAGUUUUGUUUUAGACGUCCAAAAACUUUUAAAGAGUGGCAUUCCAUCAUCAAUAUGACACUAGCCAUAAUUUUGUAUUAUAUUUCUCUGUCUCACUGUUUGCAAUUAAAAUAACAAUCAAAAUAUUUAUUUCAAGGAAUUGAUUCAUUUCAAAGACUAUAUUAGCCAUACUUUUGUAUAAAAUAUUUCCUCAAUGUGUCCUUGUUAGUUAUGAAAGAUUUAAAAUAAAGA